UCACUUUAAACGGUGCAGCUGAAUGGGGAAGUAACACUCGUGUUGCAUGUUUCGCAGCAGUGAUUGCCACUUUUAGCUUGUGUUUCUGUUAUAUCGAAAAACAAUGUGCAUCGACGGCUCAAUAAACCGCUGAUCGAUCAUUUUACUGCUGUGAAGUGGCAGAACUGUAGAUCAGGAUAACAAUGCUAAGCUAGCAACAGUUGAUCUGAUGCGUUCCUGCGUUGAGUGAAUGUGUUACUCUUCACCUCUCUCGGGAUUAAACCUCCGCACUUUCCGCUGAAACAGGAUUUCUUUUUACUUCAGACCUACAUUUAAUCAUGGAUGCUUUUGAAAGCGAAAGAGCUCCCCUGCCAAGGAACAUGAUUGAGAACAGCAUGUUUGAGGAAGAGCCAGAUGUGGUGGAUUUGGCGAAGGAGUCCACUUCCUACCCCAUCGACUCAGAUGAUGUAGUCUAUGAACCCCGCAGCUCGCGACUUUUAGUCCGAGGCCUUGGGGAAAACGACCUGGACGAAGACGAGGAAGACUACGAAUCCUCCGCCCGUCUUCUUGGCAUGUCCUUCAUGAACCGUAGUUCCAACCAGCGCAGCGCUGCCUCAUCCUACACCCGCCACCAGCCUUCCGGAUUGUGCUCGAUGCCUUCAGCUAAGACUACGGUGGUAGGUGUUCUCCUCCUGGUUGUGGUGGUCUCCAUAAUCAUGGUCAUUUACUUCGUUCCAGGCUGCACUUUCACCAGAACGGGGUGCCAAAAGGCAAAUUCAACCAUGGAGAGAAUCUAUCCAAUUUCUACAAGUGAUGAACUUUUCCCAUGGACAGAGUUGAGGUUACCAUCCAGUGUGCAUCCAGUGCAUUACGAUAUUUCACUCCAUCCCGACCUGAAGAAUAUGACCUUCAAAGGCAGUGUGUCAAUCAAAGUGAAAGUGUUACAUGAAACGAAGAUUAUUGUCCUGCACAGUUCUGAUAUGAACAUAACAAAGGCCACUUUCCAAGAUGAAGUGGUCCACGUCCUGGAGUACAAACCUUGGCAGCAGAUCGCCAUCAAAUUUCCAGAAGAUCUUAAGAAGGGGCUAUAUGUUUUGAACAUUAACUACACAGCAAACUUCUCCAACAGCUAUGAUGGCUUCUACAACAGCUCCUAUGUCGACAUAAAUGGUACAAAAAGAGUUUUGGCCGCUACUCAGUUUGAGCCCUUGGCAGCCCGCAAGGCUUUCCCUUGUUUUGACGAGCCAGCUUUUAAAUCAACUUUUCGAAUUAAGAUUACCAGAGAAUCCAAGUAUAUCAGUCUUUCAAACAUGCCCAAGGUCAAAACCACGGAUUUUAAAAAUGGCCUUCAAGAAGACGAGUUUAAGGAAAGUGAUACAAUGAGCACUUACCUGGUUGCAUUUAUUGUGGCUGAAUUUAGUAGUUACAGCAGGAAUGUCUCUGAUACGACGGUGUCUGUGUAUGCCAUUCCAGACAAAAAGGAACAAGUGCAUUAUGCUCUGGAUAGCGCUGAAAAACUGUUGAAGUUCUACAAUAAUUUCUUUGAGAUCGACUACCCAUUAAGCAAGUUAGAUUUAGUGGCCAUUCCUGACUUUCUCGCUGGAGCCAUGGAGAACUGGGGACUAAUCACAUUCCGUGAGACAACUUUGCUAGUAGGGAAUAAUUCCUCCCCUCUUGACAAGCAACUGGUGACUUCUGUCAUUGCUCAUGAACUUGCCCACCAGUGGUUUGGAAAUCUGGUGACUAUGAGGUGGUGGAAUGAUCUUUGGCUGAAUGAAGGAUUUGCAACCUACAUGCAGUACAUGUCGAUUAAAUAUGUGUUCCCAGACCUUGACAUAGGCACUGAAUUCUUAAAUGUUCGAUUUAAAGCACUAGCCAAAGAUGCAUUGAACUCGUCCCACCCAGUGUCUACUGUCGUGAGCACCCCAGAGCAGGUUGAAGAGAUGUUUGACUCUGUGUCUUAUGAGAAGGGUGCUUCAAUACUGCUGAUGCUCAAUGCAACCCUCACAAAUGGGGAGUUUCGAAAAGGAGUGAUUGAAUACUUACUGAAGUAUAACCGAUCAAACACAGAAAGCGAAGAUUUAUGGAAUAGUCUUUCUCAGGUGAGCAAACAAAAUUUAAGUGUAUCUGAGAUGAUGAACACUUGGACUGUUCAUAAGGGCUUUCCUCUGGUCACAGUGAAGAGGAAUGGAACUCAAGUGACAUUGUCACAAGAACAUUUCCUUCUGAAUGCUGAAAACAGCACAGACUACAGCAGCUUGUGGCAUGUUCCCCUGACAUACGUGAAUGACAGCUGUAGUGUUCUCAGCUCCUGCAAGCAAGUGUUUCAUCUCAAGGACAAAACAGCCAUAUUAAAGCUUCCCGGUGAGGUGAAGUGGUUGAAGUUCAACCUCAGGAAUGACGGCUUCUACAUAGUGCAUUAUGAUAUGGAGGGGUGGAAGGCCUUGAUUGAUGCUUUGAAUGGGGACAUAAAUGUCCUCCCCUAUGAAGACAGAGCAGCUCUCAUCAAUAAUAUCUUUGCUCUCUCCAGAUUGGGAAGGGUGUCCUUCAGGCAGGUCUUAAACCUAAUGGAUUACAUCAGAAACGAGAACGAGACAGCUCCUCUGACUGAAGCUCUCUUCCAGCUUGAUCAGAUUUACAGAUUGCUGGACAAAAGAUCAGAAUUGAACUUGGUGUCUAGAAUGACGAGUUACAUCGACUCCCAUUUUGGAAGUUUGAUGGAGAGUCAGUCAUGGGAACUGGAAACUUCUGUGUCGAAGAUAACGCUUCGGUCCGCCCUGCUGGAGAUGGCAUGUUCCCUCAAUAGACUCAACUGCACAACACAGGCCAAACAACUGUUUGAUCAGUGGGUCCAUUCCAACAAGACUUCUCCGAUUCCCAGUGAUCUCAUGAGAACAGUCUUCAAAGUUGCUGCCCAAACAGAUGACGGAUGGGAUGUGCUUCUAAACACAUAUAAGCACUCCAUCUAUGACUCGGAGAAGCACAAGACACUGGAAGGUUUGGCCAGCACUCAGGAUGUACGGAAAAUUCUUUGGAUUAUGAAGAAAAGUCUUGACGGAAGUGAGAUUCAAACUCAAGACUUUCCUCUGGUGAUCCACACGAUUUGCAGGAACUUUGCUGGCUACCUCUAUGCAUGGGAUUUUGUAAAGGAGAACUGGGAAAAAAUCACUCAAAAGUUUCCUCUUGGAUCUUUUCCCAUUCAGAGCAUCAUCAUGUCUACAACCAGUCAGUUCUCCACAAAAGCUCAUCUUAUGGAGGCCCAGAACUUCUUCAGUUCUCUUGGGGCGAAAGGCUCUCAGAUGAGGAUCGUGCAGGAGGCCACUGAGACCAUUAAGCAGAACAUGCGAUGGAUGGAGAAUAACUUGAGCACGCUCCGGUACUGGUUGUAGUGUGAGGAGGAGACGGCUCCUCUCUUGUGCCUCUCACUCCCUCAGGUGAUGUCACCGGGCACAUGCAGGUGUUAGUGAUAUAACCCAUAUUACAGCCAGAGCCAUACACGUACAAACGUUAGAUCAAACUCAAAGCAGAAGGGCAGAUUUACUGGGAUGUAAAGGGCCUUUUAAAAACAUCUCUUUUCAGGGCUUCUUAUUGGGAAUUUUCCAGUGAACUCUAGCCAGAAGCUUACUAGGUAUCUGAAAACAUUUAGCCUUUCAUACCAGCUACGUAAAUGUACAAGUCUGGAUAUUAAGCGUAAAGCAGAUGUAUUUUCUUUCUUUUAAGUUCUGAGUGAAAUGAAAGGGUAAAGUAAGCAGCAUAUGAUUUCCUGUGUCAUAACUUUAGUGUUGCUGCUUGGAAAAGGUUGGCGUGAUUUCUUUUGGAGGGCCCCAACUCGGUAUAUGUAUGGCUCUGGCCUCAAGCACUAUUUGCACUAUACAAAAAUUCACCUCGCUCAGGGCAAAUCUGGUUGUUGUUUAAAUAUCAUGAUGCAUUUAUUCCCUUUUACUUAAUGUCGUUGGCUACAGACCAAAACCUCCCAUCAGUAUCUCUUAAAUAUGCCCUUAUCACGUAAUGCCAAAAACAAUAGUUGAAAUACUGAAAUCAUGUGACGUCAAGUGAUGUCGCAACAAGCCCCUUUCUUCUAAGUAUAAAAGUUUUAUUUAUGUAUAUGUUGCUUAUGUUUUUAAUCAUUUGCAUAGUCUGCAAUGCUUGUAAUCCAGCACUGUGUAAAUGUUAUUGCCUGACAAAUGUUCCAACUUUCAUCCUUUGCACAAGAUUUAUUUUAAAGUUUAAUUUUAGAGUUGAGUGUGUAUAUUAUGUAUUGUUUGUGCAGGCUUGCCUAUAGGUUAAAGAGAGUUUGUCAUUGGAAAGAUUAAGUUAGUAUUUCUAAAACAUAAGCGUGGAUUUUAUUUUGAGCUUUGCUAUGUACGUUCUGAUGAAGCUGAAAUAUUUUAGUUUUCUUGUAAGAUAUAGAAGAGGCAAAGAAAAUGUGAACUCAAACUCGUUUUACCCAUAUGAUUUGGCUCAGAGAGAUAUUUAUAUAUAGAUGUUACCAAGUUUGGAGAAGUCUUUGUGUACAGAGCUUUAGUUAAGGGUAAUUUGCUGUCGUCAAAUUGCUAUAAGACAAAAAAGGCCUCUAAAGUCACAUCACUGAUGGAGAGUUGUUAGAUUUUUUUUACUCCUUGCUCAUCUUCACUGGUUGCUACUGAUUUUUUUUUUUUUUUUAUUCACAGAUUUUAUAGCUUUUCUGGAAUUGUUUUUGCAGAAUGCAAAUGCAUUUGUCAAGACGGACAUUUAUGCAUUUAAUUUUAAUUUUGUAAACUCAUAAUACAGGCCACAGAUACACGCACACAAUUUAGCUUUAUUUUAAUGAACAAAAUCUACUGGGAUAGCAUCAUCAGAUGAUGAUGUGUGUGAAUAUUUGUAUGCAUGCAUUUCUAAUAUCGUUUUAGCUCCAUACAGAUUUUGUUCUUUCCAUGCGUGUGAAAAUCUUUGCUCACUGUGAGUAAAUUAAUACACUUCCAGGUUUUUGUUUAUAGCUCAGUGCUUUGACCUCAUAAAAUGUCAUAUAUGACUGGUACAUUGUAAUACAGCUGGUACAUGGUUAUUAUUUCUUUUGUUGUAGUUAUUUUGCCUUUGCUCAGCAGCUUUAUUCAUAUAUUCGUGUUAGAAGUGAAUGAUGGUCUUUAUAGGAAGGACAACGGCAGCAUUGUUACACUGUAAUGGACACUUCUAAUGUUAGUUUUGAGCGUUACAGUUAUCGAUGAAUGUAUUCAUGUUUAUUACUAUGGAUCGGUUUGAACACAAACAUUUUGAUUGUAAUUCCCAUGUAUUUGAAUUCAUCUGGAUUUCUAAUAUGGUCAAUUAAACACUAUGAAGUGUUGAAUCAGUUUUCUGAAAUUAUUUAGAUGUCACCGUUUCAGUUGCCAUAAUUUAGGAUUCAUAUGUCCUUCAUGGGGAGUUUUGUGUUAUUGGCUGGCAUUCACAAAAUAAGUAUCCAUGUAAUAUUUUUUUUUUCCGUGUGUUUGUGUCGUGGCUGCUUAAUAGAAAUGCUAUUUUGAAAAGAUUCCAGAUGUUGAACGUUUAAACUUGACAGUUUAAAGGAGAAAUAUGCUUGCUUGUGAAACAUUUGCUGUGUUAAAUGACUUGAAAACCUUCUAAUGCCUGAAGAAACAAUAGAUUUAUUUGUUUGGCCAGGUUGCAGGGGAAAGUGUCUUAUUUUAUGUUGUUCAACAGCUUCACACUGGGUUUGGAUUCUAUGUUUUUAAAAUGUUGCUUAAUGAAAAACCACUGACCCAACUUUAUAAAAGACAAAAAAUAAAAUAAAAUGUGUGCACAAA
Molecule: messenger RNA, 5756 nt
Organism: Pimephales promelas (fathead minnow)
Lineage: Eukaryota; Metazoa; Chordata; Actinopteri; Cypriniformes; Leuciscidae
Gene: lnpep
Product: leucyl/cystinyl aminopeptidase
Biological process (GO): peptide catabolic process; proteolysis; regulation of blood pressure
Cellular component (GO): cytoplasm; plasma membrane
Molecular function (GO): peptide binding; metalloaminopeptidase activity; zinc ion binding
Source: RefSeq, a predicted model, not a curated record